AUGUUGUUUAACAAGCGCAUUCUUAUUACCGGCUGUUCAGCUAAUGGAAUUGGCGCUGCAAUAGCCCUGGCGCUGGCCCGGAAAGGCCACCAUAUUUUUGCGACUGCACGAAAAUUGUCGAAGAUUCCAGUAUCACUUAGCUCAAUUAGCAAUGUGACACUUGUCCAGCUGGAUGUCACAUCUCCCAAGUCUAUCACAGAGGCUGUUCGAGUCGUGGAAGAUUAUGGCGUGGGCCUCGAUAUCUUGAUAAACAACGCUGGGAUUGGCUAUACGAUGCCGUUGUUAGAUGUGGAUAUCGAAACUGCGCAACGAACGUAUGACACAAAUGUGUGGGGUGUACUAAGGGUUACUCAAGCCUUUGCACCUUUACUUCUCAGGAAUAAGGGCAAGAUUGUCACGUUGAGUAGUGUCGGGGGAGUCACUAAUACUCCCUGGAUCGGCAUUUACACAUCUUCCAAGUCAGCCAUAACGAUGAUCUCAGAGACACUCAGGCUUGAGCUUGCUCCUAUUGGAAUUAAUGUACUCACCGUUAUGGUCGGUACAGUCACCACUUCGUUCCAUUAUAACGAACCGGAAGUUUUGCUACCUAAUUCUUCCCACUUCCUAGGCGCUAGAGACACCAUCGCGCAGCGGGCUACUGGCCAGGUAGGGCCCAAAGGGUGCCCAGUCUAG
Messenger RNA from Penicillium atrosanguineum, 672 nucleotides. RefSeq lists its product as uncharacterized. Gene Ontology annotation, cellular component: endoplasmic reticulum; lipid droplet. The record is from RefSeq and is a predicted model, not a curated record. NCBI's taxonomy places the organism in Eukaryota, Fungi, Ascomycota, Eurotiomycetes, Eurotiales, Aspergillaceae. The transcript has 2 exons. Gene Ontology annotation, molecular function: acylglycerone-phosphate reductase (NADP+) activity; triacylglycerol lipase activity. The coding region runs from base 1 to 672 and encodes 223 amino acids. Gene Ontology annotation, biological process: phosphatidic acid biosynthetic process; triglyceride catabolic process.